Messenger RNA from Sphenostylis stenocarpa, 456 nucleotides. Lineage: Eukaryota; Viridiplantae; Streptophyta; Magnoliopsida; Fabales; Fabaceae. The record is from the annotation of a GenBank genome assembly.
AUGAUGUAUGUGAUGCAUAAUUUCCGUGCUAUUGCUGAUGCAAUGGCUUCGCAAGGAUGCAGGCGAUGCCCUCAGCACACUACCCAUCAUCAGCCGCGGCAGCACUGCCUCCACUGUCCACUCCGCCGUCACUGCCACCACUGCCUUUUCCACAACCACCACUUUCACGCUGUCAACUUCCUCGUACCUCAAUCUCAACCAUAUUUCCCUCCCUUUCAGAAAACGCAUCCCAAUUUUGAGCCUCUUCAUAAUCAUCAUCAUCAACAACAACAACAACAACCCAUUUAUUCUGAUUCUCCGAUUCCACAAGAGCUGGAGCAUAUAGAGCUUGAUGGUGAGGAAGAGGAUGAUGAUCCAAUUUUUGUUCUAACUGAUGAAUGGAUGGAAUUCUUUGCAAAAUCUGAAGCUAGGAGAAAACUAGAGAAGAAGAAGCAGGGCAAGAAGGGAAAGAAGUAA